[Torrubiella] hemipterigena is the source of this 1405-nucleotide messenger RNA. The record is from the annotation of a GenBank genome assembly. Lineage: Eukaryota; Fungi; Ascomycota; Sordariomycetes; Hypocreales; Clavicipitaceae.
CUUGCAGCAACGCAGCGGCUGCAAGAGAGAUAUGUAUUAAAGGCAACAGCGGCCUUGUUAUUUUGCUUGAGCCCUUUAAUAAUACUGACGGAGGAUCUAAGUGUAAAGAGUUAGAGCUACUAUUCUUGCUCCUUGCGAUAACGAGGGCCUACGAAUAGAACCCGCAUGCAAGAGAUAGAUAUUAUUUUCAGAAAAUGCAAAAUCACAUCUCCCCUCAUAUACUCCUCCCAAAAAAUUCAACACAGGCCUACAGAUAGCUCCCGGCUCACAACGGCGCCCAGGCUGGCUUACAACAGCAAAGCUACUUUUCUUACUGAGCAAAGCCAGUUUCCCAUGCGUUGAAGCAAAUCUCUUGCCGCUAAAGCCAAGUUAGUGGCUUCGCGGCCCGGGUCUGGCCAGCGCCACCGUGCCUGACGAUGCCUUUCAACGCGGGCUGUUUACUCGCUUGGCCAACGAUGGCGAAUUCACAGUUGCAGAUGCAGUGACAAGUUUUUUGAAGUUUGAAUCGGAAGAGACAAAUUUCCGUACUCAUAGCGACAAGCACAUCUGGCCUUGGCAAUCAUGUUAUGCCCUACUUCGGAUUGUCAGGGAAAUAUCAGCAAUAGAAGGACUAGACAAGUUGGUAGCCUUUGUCCUGCAGCUAAAAAAGAGGGAAGUGCAUAAUCCUGAAACAAGAAAGCAAAUCAUGUAUGAAGAUUGCCGCGUGUGGACCGAUUUGCCGUACUUUGGAUGGACUGUUAGCGACGAGCUGAAUACUGGCAUUUAUGGUCUUAAUGGAAAGUUGGUUCCACCUGAAGAGCUCAAAUGCAUGGAAAAUCUCGUCAUUUAUAUGGCACGCCUUAGCAAUGCGACCGAUAUUCCUUAUUCUAGCCUAACCCCGCCAAUCACCGACUUUACUGGUUGGGCCAUGCAUGAUUUUCGCAAUGCAUUUAAAGAACCAAAUGAAAGCUUCGAGCUCAAGAAACAUACUACUAGAUGCUGGUGCCUCUGGUUGAUUCAUGCAGGCUAGCGAUUGUUAACGAACUGCCAACAUGCGCCUGGCUGGUCCGGUGGUGACCCCGAUGAUAUUACCCGGAUGUCCCAAAAGGACUGGGGGAUUUGGAAGAUGACAACUAGAACGGCGCGCGAGAAAUAUGAUAAGGAUACGACUCGGCUGGUUGAUGAUGCACUGAAGAGUAUGCGCGACGCGGAGGACAAGCAUGGAGGGCCGUACGCGAAAAGCGAAGCUAGAAAUCACUGAUCCAAGCAUAUAAUAGGUGGAAAUAUCUCCUCAGAUACCAAUUAGCAUUCACUUAAAUACAGAUUCCAGCCACAUCGCCUGGAUAAUACAUUAACUACAAGUAUACACGUCACAUGGGAUGCGCGAGAGUAUCAUAUUUGCCGCGAUGUUCUGUGUACUAGCCAC